Lytechinus variegatus (green sea urchin) is the source of this 1619-nucleotide messenger RNA. RefSeq names its product coiled-coil domain-containing protein 83-like. NCBI's taxonomy places the organism in Eukaryota, Metazoa, Echinodermata, Echinoidea, Temnopleuroida, Toxopneustidae. Bases 21 to 1358 code for a protein of 445 amino acids. The record is from RefSeq and is a predicted model, not a curated record. The transcript is spliced from 10 exons.
AAAGGUCAUCAGAAGCAGCCAUGGGGAAGAAGAAAGGAAAGAAAAGUGGAAAGAAAAGCGGAAAAGGCAAGAAAGAGAAGAAGGAGAAGGAGCCUCAGAUGACCAUCAGGGAAGCCAUUUUAGCUUAUCAGAUCAAUGUCAAAGAAAAUGCAUUAGAGGAGUUUAUGUACGAGAUCAAGGGACUGGAGGAGAAACGCCAGAGGAAUAAAGAGAGGAAUGAGCGUCUGAAGGAGGAGCAGCUGUACCAUAUUAAAACGCUCCUGAAACAAGCCAAGGAGAGAGACCAGGAGCUAGAGCAGGUGACCGUCAUUAACAAGGAGCAGGUGGAGGUGGCGCUGAAGGAGAAAUGGAGAUCCUGCAAAGAGGAGGAGAAAGCUAUCGAGGACAUGAAGAACAAAAUUUCUGAGACGAUAAAGCAGUACGAGGAAGACCUGAUCCAGGUGAAGAAAUGGACAGAGUAUAAGAACAAAGGGAGCAUAGAACAUGCAACGCACAUCAAACUGCUCCAGGAAGAGCUGGAGGACAUGCAGAAAAACUUUGAAGAAAUGAGAGCUCAUCUUGAGAGAACUCUGAACAUAGCCAAGGAAGAGAUAAAAAAAGAAACAACAGAAAGACUAGAUGAACAAAAAUACAUAGCCUCCGAGAAAGCGAUCAAAACUCUUGACAAGUUUAGUGCCCAAGAAGUCAUUGAUAAUGACUGGUUAAAGAAAGAGUUGGAGCUUCACACAGAAGAGACCAUUUUGCUCCAAGGGGAGGUAGAGAGAUUAGAACGGGAGAAUCUAACAGUGAUGAGCGACCUGUUUGACUGUAGAAUAGAGGAUCUCAAAAUAUCAAGGAAGUUUUACCUGACCCAGUUUGAGGAUAAUGAGGAUCUUAACGAUGGUGGAAUCUUGGAGUUUGACCUGGCCAAGUCUGCAAUCAGUCAGGGUGAUGUUCCUCCUCCAAUGGCAAUCACACAAGGACCUCGCAAGCAGAGGCCGCAGAGUGCGACCCAGAGGGCGGUAGAGCAGAAAGUUUUCUCUCUCCUACCACGGGAGCAGGACCAAGCUGCCAGCGAGGAAGAGGGAUAUGGGGAGAGGGGCGAAGAGGUCUUUGCCCAACAUAGCGGAGAGGAGGAGGAAUACCUGGGUGGCUUGGACAACUAUCUCAACUUUGAUGAUGAAGAUUUUGAUGACUAUCUCAAACUAGGGCCCCUUGAACUCAAGCUUUUGAGCAUAGAAGGCCACGCUAAACCCAUCCACGAGCACAAGAAACUCUCAGUCAAAGAAGAGCAAGCCAAGCUCUCCGCGCCGGACGUCUGGCCCGUCACGGGGGACAUGUUGAGGUCGGCCACCCGCACUUCUAUGCAAGAGACAUGAGGGGAUGCAGACUGACUGGAUUCAUUUAUUUCAAUUUAAUUUAAACCAGUAGGUUUUUAAGUAUUUGAUCAAAUGUUGUUCAAAUUUGCACUGGCUGUAUUAAAAUGUUUGGGAUUAAUUAUGAAAUUGGGAACCACUGUUCUCUUCGUCAGCAGCGCUUUAUCCAGUCACACGCAUUGGUUUGUGACAUGUAUUUCCACCUCCAUUCACUUUGUUCACAGCUCUGGACCCCGUCUUACAAAGAGUUGCGAUGAUCCGAUC